Messenger RNA from Auanema sp. JU1783, 2211 nucleotides. The record is from the annotation of a GenBank genome assembly. NCBI's taxonomy places the organism in Eukaryota, Metazoa, Nematoda, Chromadorea, Rhabditida, Rhabditidae.
AUGCUAGGAAGUUUCAUCAUAAAGAAUCCGUAUCUCGCAGCAGUCUCCUAUCGCAGAUUCGCUCAGCAGUUCUACAAGGCAGAAACAGUCGCAAACAAUCGUAAAGUUGGGAGAAGCAAACCCUUAGUCCCAAAAUUCACAAAACAGACGAAAGUUAAGAUAUCAGACUAUUUGAGACAAAUGGCAACUCCUGAAAUCGAAGCGCAACUCGCACCUCUCCGUGCGGCCGUCAAGGAAUAUGGAGACAUGAUCAGAGACCUCAAGGCCAAUGGUGCUCCCAAAAUUGAUGUUGACAAGGCUGUAAUUGAACUGAAAGCCAGAAAGAAGCUUCUGGAAGAAACCGAAAUUGCUUUGGCACCCAAGGAAGCCUCAUUCGAUCGUUUGAAACUCGAAGAUCUUCUCAAGCGCAGAUUCUUCUAUGACCAAUCCUUCGCCAUUUAUGGAGGAGUUACUGGACUUUACGACUUUGGUCCAAUGGGAUGUGGAUUAAAAUCCAACAUGCUUCAGGAGUGGAGAAAGCAUUUCAUUCUCGAGGAAGGAAUGCUUGAAGUUGACUGUACUUCUUUGACCCCUGAACCAGUAUUGAAAGCUUCUGGCCAUGUUGACCGUUUCGCUGACUUCAUGUGCAAAGAUCCAAAGACAGGAGAAUGUUUUAGAACUGACCAUCUGAUCAAAAACAGCUGUGAAAAACUUCUGGCUGAGAAGAAAACCACCGAUGAAACCAAAGAAGCACUCCGAGAUGUUUUAGCUCGUCUCGAAGGUUUCGAUGAUAAGGAAAUGCAAGAGGUCAUCACUAGAUUCAACUUCAAAUCACCUACCACAGGAAACGAUUUAACUGAACCCAUUGCUUUCAACUUGAUGUUCCCAACUCAAAUCGGGCCUACUGGAGAUUUCAAGGCUUUCCUGAGACCUGAAACUGCUCAAGGAAUCUUCGUCAACUUCAAGAGAUUACUGGAGUUCAACCAAGGGAAAUUGCCUUUCGCUGCUGCUCAAAUAGGUAUCGGAUUCCGUAACGAAAUCUCACCAAGACAAGGAUUGAUCAGAGUGCGUGAGUUCACUAUGUGUGAGAUUGAACACUUUGUUGAUCCUGAUGACAAGAAGUUGGCUAAGUUCAAGAAGGUAGCUGAUGUUCCACUUGUUCUUUUCUCUGCUUGUAAUCAAAUGGAUGGUAAACCAGCCUAUGAAAUGAAGAUAGGAGAAGCGGUUGAGAAAAAAAUUGUUAACAAUGAAACUCUCGGAUAUUACAUGGCUCGUACCCAUCUCUUCCUUAUGAAAGUCGGAGUUGAUCCUCGUCGUCUUCGUUUCCGUCAACAUCUUGCUAACGAAAUGGCUCAUUAUGCUCAAGAUUGUUGGGAUGCUGAAAUCCUCACCAGCUACGGAUGGAUUGAGUGUGUUGGACAUGCUGAUAGAUCCUGCUAUGAUCUGCUCCAGCAUUACAAAGCUACUAACGUCAAGCUCGUUGCUGAGAAAAAACUCUCAGCGCCUCGCACAUUAAACAUCGUUGAAGCUCAACCCAACAUGGCGAUCCUAGGAAAAUCUUACAAGAAAGAUGCCAAAAAAAUCCAAACCAAGCUAGCUAAUCUCAGUGCAGAUGAAGUCGUGUCUCUUGAGACUGAGUUGGCUACUAAUGCAUUGUUCAAGUUCAGUAUUGAAUCUGAUAGUUUUGAUUUGAAGCCAGAAAUGGUCAGUAUCAAGCGUUAUGAGAAGACAGUUCACGUUGAAGAAAUCACCCCAUCUGUCAUAGAACCAUCUUUCGGAAUUGGAAGAAUUAUGUACUCUGUUUUGGAGCACUCUUUCCGUCAAAGAGAAGGAGAUGAGCAAAGAACAUUCUUGGCUUUGAAACCAUUGGUUGCUCCAAUCAAAUGUUCCGUGUUACCUAUUUCCGCCAACGAGAAGCUCGAACCUAUCAUUGAAGCCGUUCGCGAUGAACUAGCCAAAUACGAUCUCAGCUACAGAGUGGACGAUAGCUCUGGAUCUAUCGGAAAGAGAUACGCUCGUACUGACGAGAUCGGUAUUCCAUUCGGUGUAACCGUUGACUUCGAUUCCGAAAAGUUACCUUGGUCAGUCACAUUACGUAACUCUGAAACUAUGGACCAAAUUCGUCUCAAUAUUUCUGAGCUCGGACAACUCGUGUCUGAACUCGUUUCUCAGCGCAAGCAAUGGACUGAUGCUACAGCUCAGUACCCAAAGUUCGAAACCAAAGCUGAAUGA